This is a messenger RNA of Rhagoletis pomonella (apple maggot), 451 nucleotides long. RefSeq lists its product as uncharacterized. The transcript has a single exon. Bases 19 to 426 code for a protein of 135 amino acids. The record is from RefSeq and is a predicted model, not a curated record. NCBI's taxonomy places the organism in Eukaryota, Metazoa, Arthropoda, Insecta, Diptera, Tephritidae.
UGUGGCAAGAAGAGCAACAUGAAUAAGGAGCAAUAUAAAUUAAUUAAGUAUUAUGAUCGUCUAUCACAAAUACCAAUGAUAAAUCCUUUAUCGAGCUGUACCAGCGAACAUGAAUUGUAUGCUACCAGUGGACGCAAGAUGAAGCAGAGGCCGCCGCAGAUGUCGCGAAAUACAAUUGAUUGCGAGUCAAAUGUUUUGGUUAAAUCCGCAAAUGCUUCCACAAAAUCUGUUGCCACUUCGACCACAAAAUUAACAUCGUUUAAUGUAGAGAGUUUUAACGUCAAGCAAGAACCAUCUGUGAUUCGGCCAUCGGGUUCUGUGGUGCGUCCAUCGGGUUCUGCGGUGCGUCCAUCGGUCACCUUUGCAAAUGCGAUGAAUGCGCUUGGAAAUAUCAAAUUAGCUACACCAGCCGAGGAUUCGCAGUGAUCUAUGUACAUAUCGUCACCUGAAA